Molecule: messenger RNA, 810 nt
Organism: Fusarium oxysporum Fo47
Lineage: Eukaryota; Fungi; Ascomycota; Sordariomycetes; Hypocreales; Nectriaceae
Product: major facilitator superfamily domain-containing protein
Exons: 2
Biological process (GO): transmembrane transport
Molecular function (GO): transmembrane transporter activity
Source: RefSeq, a predicted model, not a curated record
AUAAACCUUACUAUUAUAUCCUACCUAGUAGUCGCGGGCAUGGCGCCCGUGUUCAUAGGCGAUAUUGCAGACCAGAGCGGCCGCAAACCCGUGUACAUCCUCAUGUUCCUGCUCAUGCUGGCGGUGAACCUGGGCAUGGCGAAUCUGACUAGGUGGAUCGUACUGCUGGUGCUGAGGAUGAUACUGAGCGCGGGGGCUUCAGGUAUGGUGAGCGUCGCGUAUGGUGUUGUUGCGGAUAUUACGACUGCUGGGGAGAGGGGGUCGUUUAUCGAGACGAUCUUUUUGUUCACUAUAAUGGGGCCGAGGUUGGGGCCUGUAUUGGGAGGUAUACUUGCAGAGAAACUCGGCUGGCGCUGGAUCUUUUGGUUCCUCUCUAUCCUCACUGGAGGAAGCCUCGUGAUACUAGCCCUCCUUCUUCCCGAGACGCAGAGAAAGAUUGUCGGAGAUGGAAGUCUGCUAGCCAGAGGGAUAUACUGGAGUGUGGUAUCCCCAAAGGCCUUAAGGUCAACUCGGCAGAGCCAAGGAGAUGCCGAGCCUUGUGAGAAGAGAGGCUGCCGAUUCCCUAACCCUCUUACCUGCCUCCCCGUGCUCAUGGACAAGGGGUCUCUCUUCUUAAUCCUGAUCGGAGCUUUGCAGUAUGUCAAUGUGAUGACGCUGCAGACGUCGCUUGCAUCGCUGAGCAUCGAGAUAUAUAACCUGAACUACCUGCAGGCAGGCUUUAUCUACAUCCCCUGUGGAGUAUACCUAGCAGUGUCUGCAAAAGUCACAGGUAAACUUGAGUCGAGCACCCUAACCACAGUAGCUGAUUAA